AAUUGUGCGGGACUCCAGGAUACCUGGCUCCAGAAAUUCUACUUUGCUCAAUGGAUGAAACUCACCCUGGAUACAGCAAAGAAGUGGAUUUGUGGAGUUGUGGAGUAAUUAUGUACACACUGCUGAGUGGCUCACCACCUUUCUGGCACCGGAAGCAGAUGCUAAUGCUCAGGAUGAUCAUGGAUGGAAAUUACAAUUUUGACUCUCCAGAAUGGCAAGAUCGAUCAGAAACUGUGAAGGAUCUGAUUUCCCACCUUCUGGUCGUGAAACCUGAGAAUCGAUUCACAGCAGAUCAAGCCCUAGCACACCCUUUCUUCCAGCAAUAUGUGGUCGAGGAAGUCCGCCAUUUCAGUCCUUUCAGAAAGUUUAAG
Molecule: messenger RNA, 371 nt
Organism: Hemiscyllium ocellatum (epaulette shark)
Lineage: Eukaryota; Metazoa; Chordata; Chondrichthyes; Orectolobiformes; Hemiscylliidae
Product: phosphorylase b kinase gamma catalytic chain, skeletal muscle/heart isoform-like
Exons: 3
Biological process (GO): protein phosphorylation; glycogen biosynthetic process
Cellular component (GO): phosphorylase kinase complex
Molecular function (GO): phosphorylase kinase activity; ATP binding; calmodulin binding
Source: RefSeq, a predicted model, not a curated record